AUGUGGAGAGUGUGCGGGGUGGUUUGCGCUUGGUGUCUCGCCCUCCUCGCCCAAGACUGUAGCGCGCAGUCCCAAAGGAGAACCUCUUUUACAUGUGGGGGAAACUUCACAGGGCAAUCUGGAAUUAUUGGAAGUCAGGGGUACCCAGGAGUUUACCCUCCAAAUACUAAAUGUGUGUGGAGGAUCACAGUUCCAGAAGGCAAGGUGGUGGUGUUGUCGUUCCGCUUUCUUGACUUGGAGAACGACAGCCUAUGUCGCUACGACUACGUGGACGUGUACAGCGGUCAUGUCAACGGGCAGCGACUUGGCCGAUUCUGUGGCACGUUCAAGCCGGGCGCUCUAGUGUCCACCAGCAACAAGAUGACGCUGCAGAUGGUGUCGGACGCCAACACAGCUGGCAGCGGCUUUCUGGCUGUUUUUUCUGCUGCUCAGUCGCACGAGAGAGGGGACCAAUACUGUGGUGGCAGACUGAACAAGCCUUCUGGAACAUUCAAAACGCCUAACUGGCCUGACAGGGACUACCCGGCUGGUGUCACCUGCUCCUGGCACAUAGUGGCACCAAAGAACCAGAUCAUUGAAGUCAAGUUUGAGAAGUUCGAUGUGGAGCGAGAUAACUACUGCCGCUAUGACCAUGUCACUAUUUUCAACGGCGGCGAGAUCAAUGACGCCAGGAGGAUCGGGAGAUACUGCGGAGACAGCCCUCCAGCUCCAGUUUACUCAGAGGGGAACCAGCUCCUUGUCCAUUUCCUGUCGGAUCUCAGCCUAACUGCAGAUGGCUUCAUCGGGCACUACAAAUUCCGCUCCAAGAAGUUUUCCGUCACUACCACACUGCCCCCCACCACCACACAGCCGGUCACCACUAGGCCCAUACCACUGAAGUACUCCGUGGCCUUGUGUCGACAGAAGUGUAAACGACGAGGAACUCUUGGGAGCAACUUCUGCUCAAGCAAUUUUGUGAUCACCGGCACAGUCAUCUCGGCGGUGACUCGUGGUGGGAGCGUGCACGUUACCGUGUCCAUCAUUAACGUGUACAAAGAAGGCAACCUGGCCAUACAGCAGGCAGGGAAGACCAUGAGCACCAAAAUGGUCAUCCUAUGUAAGAAGUGUCCCUUGGUCAAGAGAGGCUUAAACUACAUCUUCAUGGGGCAUGUGGACGAGGAGGGCCGGGGCUUGGUGGGCCCUCACCACUUCGUGCUUGCCUUCAAGACCAAGAACCAGAAGACGCUCAAUGUGCUCAAGAACAAGCGUUGCUGA
Molecule: messenger RNA, 1254 nt
Organism: Nerophis lumbriciformis (worm pipefish)
Lineage: Eukaryota; Metazoa; Chordata; Actinopteri; Syngnathiformes; Syngnathidae
Source: RefSeq, a predicted model, not a curated record